UAACUGGGGUUCACGAAACAUAAUCUUAAUCACUUUGUUCCGCGACAAACCCUACCCUAUAAGCCAAAUUCGUAAUCCUUUCUUCUCUACUCUCUCACUUUCCAAUUUCGAGAGUAAUUGAUUUGAAUUAGGGUUUUUCUUCUCUUCAUUUCAUCAUGGAUGCUCAGAGAGCUCUUCUCGAUGAACUCAUGGGUGCAGCACGCAACUUGACGGAGGAAGAGAGAAAGGGUUACAAGGAAGUGACUUGGGACGAUAAGGAAGUGUGUGGAUUCUACAUGGUGCGCUUUUGCCCUCACGAUCUCUUUGUCAACACGCGCAGUGAUCUCGGACCUUGCCCGAGAAUACAUGACCAGAAGUUGAAAGAAAGUUUUGAGAAAUCUCCAAGACAUGAUGCAUAUGUACCCAAAUUUGAAGCCGAACUUGCUCAAUUUUGUGAGAAAUUGGUGAUGGACUUGGAUAGAAGAGUAAGACGAGGGCGAGAACGUCUUGCUCAAGAGGUGGAGCCAGCACCACCACCACCACUAACAGCUGAAAAAUCUGAACAGCUCUCUGUGCUGGAGGAGAAAAUAAAGAACCUCCUGGAACAAGUUGAAUCUCUUGGUGAAGCUGGGAAGGUUGAUGAAGCUGAAGCUCUUAUGAGAAAGGUGGAGACACUUAAUGCUGAAAAGACAGCCUUAACACAACCUCAAAAUGAUAAAGCAUUGAUGCUUGGUCAGGAGAAGAAGAUGGCACUCUGUGAAAUCUGUGGUUCUUUUCUUGUGGCAAAUGAUGCAGCAGAAAGGACUCAAUCUCAUGUCACUGGAAAGCAGCAUGUUGGUUAUGGCAUGGUUCGUGACUUCAUAAAUGAGUAUAAGACUGCUAAGGAGAAGGCUAAUGAAGAGGAACGAUCAGCUCGGGAAAGGGAGGCAGAAGAGCGAAGGAAACGGAGGGAAAAAGAGCAUGAGAAAAGGAGACGAAGUGAUUCAAGUGAUAGGGAGAAGCACCGUGAUAAAGAUUAUGAUAGGGAGAGGGAUAGGUAUAGAGACAGAGACUCAGAUCGUGAAAGGUCUCGGGAGCAUGAUGUUAGAGGUUAUCGAGAUGGAGGAAGGGGGAUGGAUUCUAGGUUGAGGAAUGGAAGAAAUGGAGGCAGAGACAGGUACCGUGAUCGGAGCAGAUCACGCUCCCCUGUUAAGCAUAGCUACAGAAGGUCUUCUUGAAGUCCAGUUUCCUCAAAUUAGUGGAAUUUCUUGAUAGAUGUCAGAAUUUGAAUUUAAAGAGGUAGAUUUUAAUAUCCCAAGACUUGCAUAAAUAUGUGCUUUUGGAGUCUUGAGUUUUCUCAUCAUCAAGGGUGAAUUUACUUUUUUCCCAUCUCAGAGCUUUGUUGAGACUAUACAAUCUCCCUUUCAUCAAUAUUAUUAAUGGAGAAAAAGGGUUGAGGUAGGUAUUUCACUGUUGUAACUUUUAUUACAAUUUGUUUUGCACCUUGAUUUAAGUUAUUUAUGAUGAUUCAUCACUGAAGCAUUGUGUGUAGUCUUUCUUUACACGCAAUUUCUGGAAAUCAAUUGAUUGAUUUAAGAUGUCAGACAAAAUUACAUGAAUGAUUGUCAUUGCUGCCGAGGGGGCUGGUUUUCUCUUGUAUUGAGGUAACAUGUGAAUCUUAUACUCUGAGACGAAUAGAUUGAUAUUUGCUCAUCGUAGGAAUUCUUGUUUUUUGUUUCCCCUUUCUCUUUUGUUUCAUUACCUUUUUCUCUUUAAGUUGAUAUAAACCAGCACAGGUUUAAAAAAUGCUGCUUAUUCUGACAUGAAUUUGACAUUGAACUACAUUCUGCUGGGACCAGUUUAGAAGAUAUAGGUAAACUUACUAAAUCUGUUGCUAAUUAUCUCCCAAAUCCAUGGCAUCGUAUUUAUAAUAUAUUUGGUAUAUGAUAUCAUCUGAUAUGAUCAUAUGCUGAAUGGAGAAAUAAUGUUUAUUCCCUAGUUUCCUGAUGUCGUUCUCCAUAUGGGUAUUCAUUGGGGAAAAGAUAAGUGCAUAGUCUUCAACUAUAUGUAAACAAUUACUUUCACCAAUUCGGAACUGGUUUGGAAUGGAACUUACAGAAUGGUGAAAUACACCCUCUAUAAAAAUAAUACUUGAUUUACAAAAGUACUAUUUGAGUAGAAAUUCAGAGGACUGGCAAAUACAGGUAUUUGGUUGUCUUUGCCAAGUUAUUCUAUAGCGGAAAUGUUACCUUUUGCUUGAAAAACUAUUGUUGAACUGGGAUGCAGGAUGUCUGCUUUUGUGAACAAACACCUACACCUUACUUUAUGGAUAAGAGUGUUAAUUUGGUGUUCAGGAACACAAAUGUCCUUGUGAUCUUCUGGAUGGCUAGGUUGUUUCUGGACGUGAUAUGUGCAGGAAAUAAAUCGCCUCUUGUUAGAAGAAACGGGGGCAAAAUGAAAAUUAAGCUUAUUCUUAUGAUAUCUGGAAUAUGUGACUUUUUUUACUGUUCAACUGGCAGUCAAUUCCUUGACUAACCUAGGAGUGAUCAUGCAUACUAUGAACAUUCAGCCUUAAAGAUUGUAACGUUUCAAGCAAAUAAAAUGAGCGACUUUGGAGCCAUGACUCAGCUUUGCGUGAUUCGUUUUUCUCUUACUCCUGUUUCUUCCCCUCGUGCUUAAGCUGGCUUUUUGUAGCCACAAAGUGUAAGCCAUGAAAUGAUUGAUAAGACAAAUGUGAAAAUGAAGUUUUAUUAUUAUUUUUAAUUGCCUUUCGACGAAUAUAGGAAGGCUCGAUGAUUCAAUGUACUUUUCUUAACA
Messenger RNA from Abrus precatorius (Indian licorice), 2775 nucleotides. RefSeq names its product luc7-like protein 3. The transcript has 7 exons. The record is from RefSeq and is a predicted model, not a curated record. Gene Ontology annotation, cellular component: U1 snRNP; U2-type prespliceosome. Gene Ontology annotation, biological process: mRNA splice site recognition. Lineage: Eukaryota; Viridiplantae; Streptophyta; Magnoliopsida; Fabales; Fabaceae. The coding region runs from base 156 to 1196 and encodes 346 amino acids. Gene Ontology annotation, molecular function: mRNA binding.